UACAGAACAUGCACCACGGGUGGUGAUCAAAGAAAUCUUCUCAAGCAUGUCUCUAUUGAAGGCAUACCAGGGCUUGUCCUCCAAAGCGAAGCUCGGCGUCGGCGUCGGCCUGCUAACUUGGGGGGUCAUUGGCCUGUACGUGUCCGAUCGUGCAGAGGAGAAGUUCGGCUUCACUCCGUCCGAGAAGGAUAAGGCCGAGCUCGAGAAGAUGAAGCCCAAGAUCCGUGUUGUUGAUCGGGAGGGUCGGUCAUGAAAACUCGAUGACGAGGAGGAACACGGGGGGGGGGGGGGGAGAGUCAACUCUGGCUCUCGCA
Messenger RNA from Cryphonectria parasitica EP155, 314 nucleotides. RefSeq lists its product as uncharacterized. Lineage: Eukaryota; Fungi; Ascomycota; Sordariomycetes; Diaporthales; Cryphonectriaceae. Bases 47 to 253 code for a protein of 68 amino acids. The record is from RefSeq and is a predicted model, not a curated record. The transcript has 2 exons.